This is a messenger RNA of Rotaria sordida, 428 nucleotides long. The record is from the annotation of a GenBank genome assembly. NCBI's taxonomy places the organism in Eukaryota, Metazoa, Rotifera, Eurotatoria, Philodinida, Philodinidae.
AUGGCAUCAACAGAAAGAAUUUCUACCGAUAAUAAUAAUAAUAAUACGACUUCAUCAUCAUCAUCAUCAUCAUCUGAUCAUAAUGAUGAAAAGAAAACAUCAUCAAAUCAUGAUAAAGAAUCAGGUUUUGAGUGCAAUAUUUGUCUAGAAACAGCUCAUAAUGCUGUUUUAUCUCUUUGUGGUCAUUUAUUUUGUUGGCCAUGUAUUCAUCAAUGGUUAGAAACUCGUGCACAUAAUCCAACAUGUCCAGUAUGUAAAAGUAGUAUUUCACGUGAAAAAUUAAUUCCAAUCUAUGGACGAAAUGCUCCACAAACUGAUCCACGAGAUACUAUACCACCACGACCAGCUGGUACAAGACAAGAAGCUCGUCAAAAUAGAGUAAAUUAGAUUAAAAUUUUUGUUUUUUUUAAAUUAUUUUUUUUUUCUAU